AUGGAGCAGGUGUUCGCAUCCACUGCUGUCGAGGCGGACGUUGCCGCCAAGCUGCUGGAACGUUUCCAGCAAGCAGAAACCCUCCUGCGUACAGGAGGCUCUGCCGCAGCUGCCGAGGUGACGGAGGCAGCCACCGCCUCUGGUUGGAUCCGCGUAGGAUCGGGUGACCCCAACCUUGAGAUCAACCCGUUUGCAGCCGUGCUGCUUGGCUUCGAGCCGCCUUUGUUGUCCGGCACCAUGGCACCCUUGCCAGUGGUGAAGGAGAAGGACGCGGCGAAAGAGGCCGACAACAGGGCUCGUAGCCGCAAAAAGAGGCAGAACAAGCAGAGCUCUUUGGAGGGGUCCGUGACCUUCACGCCAGAGUUUUUUGAGGAGGC
Messenger RNA from Symbiodinium pilosum, 377 nucleotides. The record is from the annotation of a GenBank genome assembly. NCBI's taxonomy places the organism in Eukaryota, Dinophyceae, Suessiales, Symbiodiniaceae.